Acanthaster planci (crown-of-thorns starfish) is the source of this 3347-nucleotide messenger RNA. RefSeq names its product gamma-butyrobetaine dioxygenase-like. The record is from RefSeq and is a predicted model, not a curated record. Gene Ontology annotation, molecular function: gamma-butyrobetaine dioxygenase activity. Gene Ontology annotation, biological process: carnitine biosynthetic process. Gene Ontology annotation, cellular component: mitochondrion. Lineage: Eukaryota; Metazoa; Echinodermata; Asteroidea; Valvatida; Acanthasteridae.
UUAGGAUGUGGGAGGCCCAUCGGCGUCAAAAAUGCCUACAAAUCGAAGGUAUUCCGGAGGAUGUCUAGCCCGCCCCAUGUUGAAUUGGGGAAUUUUUGGAAUAGCACGCUGGUGGGCACACUUUGUGGUUGAGAUAUCUCAACCUUUAUCUUGCCUGAAGCAUCUGUUCACGUUUUUAAUUUACCUCGUCACCGCUGUGGACUCGCAGGUUUGUUGAAACUGUUACUGAUUUUCUGAAGUAAUUCAACGCGAAGUGACUUGUUAUGAAGAUCGUUGCAUAGGCGUAUAUCGAUGUGAAAAUCACGGCACCGGGGAUGAAGCGAUACUUUUAGCUUUGUUUGGCUAAUAAAUAACCGAAAGAGGAUUUGAUAGUAAUCGGUGUUUUCAUGGUCAAACCGUCUAAGUGAGCAACCGGCCGGGCCCGAUGUCUGGGCAGGGAUGUCACGGUGAACUCUAAAUUUAAUGGAGCCUCUUGAAAGCAGAUUGUCACAGAAAUCUUCCUUAAAGUGCAGGAUAACAAUCAAGAUACGUUAGUGCUAGGAGCUAGACUAUUCGCUGCUGCUGGUUGCAACUCCACAUCUAGAGCCACGGCGCACCAAGAUGGCUUCCUCGUUUUUACGGCGCACGUAUUUGGCUCAGUUUUUCUCGCGAGUGUCGACACCUAGAUAUGCCUUUUGCAUGAAUGGUCUCGGAAAUACACGGAGCACACUGCAUUCACUGCGCAAGGAAAAUGCCAGCCAGAAACUAUUCUUUUGUCACUCUCGUGACCAGCAGGAUGCUUUGUGGAAGGCCUCUGCCAAGCUUUACUGCACCCAAGCAUCACAGGUGUUCGUCACUAUUCCACCGCAGCCACUAACCAGUACAGCGUCACCCGCUGACCCUGGCAAGAAUGACUUCAAAAAGCUGACCAACGUGGAGGUAGACACCGAGAAGAAGCAACUCCUUGUUUCCUGGGAAGGUGGCGCUGAAAGCCAGGCCUUUCCAUUCGUCUGGCUUCGGGACAAUUGUCACUGUCCAGAUUGUUUCCACCCUACUGCUUUGGGCCGCUUACCAAGCGCGCAGAUAGUGGAGGUCGACGUUGUGGCUGACUCCGCUGAAUUAUCUUCCGACGGGACAAAGUUAAUUGUCCAAUGGGACGACAGUCACAAGAGCCAAUUUACUACUGAUUGGCUGAGAUAUUAUCGCUUUGAUAAAUCCCCGGAUGACCAGCUAUUCAAUCCAGAGAUGAUUUUCUUGGGUGCUGACGUCUUCCCAAAGUGCUUUGAUUUUGGUGAGGUGCUAACGGACGACCAAGUCCUAUACGGCUGGCUGAACGAGGUGAUGGCUCGAGGGAUUGCUGUGGUGAAAAAUGCCCCAGCAGAACUCGGGCAGCUGCACAAGCUGGCAGGACGGGUGGCCUAUCUUCGAUCUACUAUUUACGGGGUAACUUGCCAAGUAAAGAGUAAAGAUGAUCCAAACAGCGUUGGCUACACGUCAGGUGCGCUUGCACUGCACACUGAUUACGCUUACUACAUGCAUGAGCCAGGGUUCGUAAUGCUGCACUGCAUCGAGCAUUCCAAGGGGGAAGGUGGCGAAAACCUCAUUUCGGACGGCUUCAAGGUCGCCAUGGAUCUCAAGGAAAUUGACCCGGAAGCAUUCCGUCUCCUAACGACCUACCAGUUUGAAUAUUCUGACAAGGGAACAGACCAUUUUGGACGUUUCUACCUACACGGCAGACACCCUGUUAUCAGGCUUAACGAACGUGGUAACAUCGAGGCCAUUAUCCUCAGCAACCACAGCCGGGACCCCAUGCUCCGAGUUCCCGUUGACCAGGUGCUGCCCAUUUACCGCGCCCUUGAUAAAUACUUCAAGAUGCUCCAGCAACCGGAAAACGUACUCAAGUACAAAAUGCAGAAAGGAGACAUCCUGACGUUCAACAACAAGCGGAUGUUGCACGGUCGCAGUUCCUUCAAGUUGAUUGAGAACGGUAACCGCCAUCUUGAAUUAGGCUAUCUGGAAUGGGAUGAGAUCUAUUCUCGCCUGCGCGCGCUCGCAAUGACGUUUGGAAACCCUACAAACAAGUAAAACAGCUCGCAUAAAGCGGAAAAACUUAUUACCCCAGGACGGGUACUUGUGACCUCCGAAAAAGUUUCAGAGACGAAUACUAAUUUGAACACCAGUUAAAUAUCUGAUUAUUACACCUUGUUUAUUGUUUAUAAAAACAAUUAUCCAACUGAUGAAAAUAAAUUACAAAGUCUUCGAAGUUUAUGAGGAAUUUCAUUUGUUCUCAUUUGAUCGAACAAAAAGUAAAGGUUCAUAUCUUUUUGUUAAAAUUAAAAGUGCCGUUAGGAGACAUAUUUAGAAGCUGAUCUACUUACUCUAUUUGUUGAUAGUGUGUAGUGUUUGAUUGUUGUGGAACUGGACAUAUAAUACUUAGCUCUCAAACACGCCAACAAACGAUACUGUUUAACUAAUCUGGUGCUGGAUUAAUUCAAAAGUAAGUUAAUCCAAGAGCUUGGAAACAGUAAAACUUACGGAAUAUCAGUAACAAACAAGCAUACAAGACAAGAAGAGCAAGAAAAACAAGAACGCGCUUAAUUAAAGACUUUUUUCUAAUGCUAAACACUUUGAUGCUAUUAGUUUGGAAACAUGUUUCAAAAACUAAUGUGUUUAGGAUAUUGAUUAAUAGUGUACAGUGUUUAUACUUUGUUUUAGAAUUGGACAUGUAAAAUUUAAUUAACUCUGAAACAUGAUAAAACUAUAUUAUUUAUCUAUCAGUUGUUCAUUGAUAGAUAUGCUGUUUCACCAUGUACAAUCGCAUGGUGCUGUCGCAAACCUAUUACUUGCCACCCCCAUCACGAAAAAAACAUCAAAUCUCAUCUAGUCUGAAAAGUAACAUCUGAUUCCUUAGUAGAGGUUACAGAUACAUGUAUUAUGUACCUACAUGUAAAUUGCUUGAACGUUUCGACUCACAUAUACAUAGACUAUUAGUACUAAGAAAAAUAUAAAAAUGCAUAUUGGAUUUUUCCUCUGUGGUCUAUGUUUAAGUUAUAGCAAACUUGUCAAAAAGACCCAUCUGUCCUUGAACAAAAUAGCCCUUGGUCUCAAUAAAUUCGAUCGAUAUUAAAACACACUGGUCUAUCAUUGUUGGAAACGACUUGCUUUCUGCUGUACGUUAGAAUUGAGUAGCCUCUCUAACCAGCUAUUUGUACCUGCACCGAUUAAUUUGCUCUAACUUGGCUGGCCAUGGUGAGCUCGUGUAUUUGUGACGAAAAGCAGUAUUGUACCCCUUGUUCCUUGGGCGAAUUUAAUACAUUUAUGACGAAGUUCCUUUCUUGAGCUAAUAAAACACACGUAUACAUGUAGUA